AUGAUCGCUGCCAACGUCCUCGCUCUCGCUCUCGCCGCCGUCGGCGCUGCUGCCGCUCCCCUCGCCAAGCGAUCGAGCGGUCAGGCUACCUACUACGCCGCUGGUCUCGGUGCAUGUGGUUGGACCAACUCUGGCUCCGACUUCAUCGUUGCCAUGAACGCUCCCGAGUGGAACGGUGGUUCCAACUGCGGUAAGACCGUCACUAUCACCAACACCCAGAACGGCAACACCCAGCAGGCUCAGGUCGUCGACCUCUGCCCCGGCUGCUCGUGGGGCUCCCUCGACAUGUCCACCGCCCUGUUCUCUGCCCUGAACAACGGUAACAUGGACGCUGGUGUCUUCCCCAUCUCCUGGUCGUACGGCUCUGGCUCGUCUGCUCAGCAGAGCAACAACCAGCAGCACCAGCAGCAGCAGCAGCAGGCCGCUACCUCGUCGAGCUCCACUCCCCAGGCCACCUACACCAAGACCUACUCGCCUUCGUCGACCCCCACCCCCGUCUCGGUGUCCUACACCCAGGCUACCCCCACCUCGUUCACCACUUACGCUCCCCAGCCCUCGUCGUCGUCCAACUCCAAGACCGUCGUCUCCUCGCCCGAGUGGUGGGCUGACGUGAACAACGCCUGUGGCUUCGUUCAGGAUGCUCGCUCGCUCCCCAUCGCCAUCUCGGCCUCGUCGCUCCUCUCGGCUGACAAGCUCCAGAGCGCUUGCGGCAAGUGGAUCCAGAUCAAGAACAACCAGAACGGCAAGGAGCUCUCCGUCCAGGUUGUCAACUUCUACGACGGCCCCGAGGGUGAGGUCGCCCUUGGUGAGGGUUACAAGCGCCUCGCCAACAACUACGAGAACCCCGAGACCAUCGAGUCGGUCACCUGGGGCUUCAUCGACGGACAGGACAUUUAA
Molecule: messenger RNA, 897 nt
Organism: Sporisorium graminicola
Lineage: Eukaryota; Fungi; Basidiomycota; Ustilaginomycetes; Ustilaginales; Ustilaginaceae
Exons: 1
Coding region: 1-897 (298 amino acids)
Biological process (GO): defense response to fungus; defense response to bacterium
Source: RefSeq, a predicted model, not a curated record